AGGCAAGCCUCUAGGGCCUUCAGCCUCUACGCCAACAUCGACAUCCUCCGGCCCUACUUCGACGUGGAGCCUGUCCAAGUGCGCGCCAGACUGCUGGAGUCCAUGAUUCCUGUGAAGAUGAUUAAUUUCCCACAGAAGAUUGCAGGCGAGCUUUAUGGACCCCUCAUGCUGGUUUUCACACUGGUGGCCAUCCUUUUGCAUGGGAUGAAGACCUCGGACACCAUCAUUAGGGAAGGCACACUGAUGGGCACAGCCAUUGGCACCUGCUUCGGUUACUGGUUGGGCGUCUCCUCUUUCAUCUAUUUCCUGGCAUAUCUGUGCAAUGCCCAAAUCACGAUGGUGCAGAUGCUGUCGCUGUUAGGCUAUGGCCUGUUUGGACACUGCAUCACUCUCUUUGUGACCUAUAAUAUCCACUUCCACUCCCUCUUUUAUAUCUUCUGGUUGGGUGUUGGUGGACUCUCUACACUACGAAUGGUUGCCGUGUUGGUGUCGCGCACCGUGGGGCAUACGCAGCGGCUCAUCCUGUGUGGGACCCUUGCUGCUCUGCAUAUGCUUUUCCUCCUCUAUCUGCACUUUGCUUAUCACAAGGUGGUAGAAGGUAUCCUGGACACAUUGGAAGGACCCAACAUGCCACCCUUUCAGAGAGUUGCCAGAGACAUUCCAAUUGUUUCCAAUGCUGUAUUGAACACAACAGCCAAAGCCGUUGCAUUGACCCUGUAGUUUCACAGACUUGGACUUGCUUCCUUCACUACUUUCGGGGCUGCAUAGGGCCAUAAUAACCUGCUGCCACUUAGGAACUGGACAGAACAGCAGGAAGAAGACUUGGUUUUGUUUUCCUGGACCUGUCCUUUGGGUUGCAGUUUUGGGCAGCUGAGUGGACUGCACCUCAGUGACUCAGAAGAACUACAUUCUUCCCCCACCCAGGUCUGGGCUGCCUUGAGUAGAGUGGUUCUGUUGCCUGCAUGUUUAGCUGGGAUUUCCCAGCGCAGUUGUCCCUUACCCCUCUUUCUGCUUGCUGAUGUAACCCCAGGGCUAUCUGCCCUGUUCCUGUCCUGAAGAGGGAAGAAUUAAAUUGAUGUUGGUGCUGAGCAAUGUCUUAUGUUUGAGCCUACUUGUGUAAUGGGAGAGUGGUGUUGGGUCUCUAUGCCUUUAUCUAUCCUGUCGUAGACUCAAAGCAGGAUUCUUUGCAA
Fulmarus glacialis (Northern fulmar) is the source of this 1190-nucleotide messenger RNA. It is a transcript of the gene YIPF3, whose product is annotated as Yip1 domain family, member 3. Lineage: Eukaryota; Metazoa; Chordata; Aves; Procellariiformes; Procellariidae. The annotation marks the transcript as partial. The record is from RefSeq and is a predicted model, not a curated record. The transcript is spliced from 7 exons. Gene Ontology annotation, cellular component: Golgi apparatus.